Talaromyces proteolyticus is the source of this 3966-nucleotide messenger RNA. Its product is annotated as putative nuclear pore complex subunit Nup133. Gene Ontology annotation, molecular function: protein binding; structural constituent of nuclear pore. The transcript is spliced from 4 exons. Gene Ontology annotation, biological process: protein import into nucleus; transcription-dependent tethering of RNA polymerase II gene DNA at nuclear periphery; poly(A)+ mRNA export from nucleus. The record is from RefSeq and is a predicted model, not a curated record. Gene Ontology annotation, cellular component: nuclear pore outer ring. The coding region runs from base 1 to 3966 and encodes 1321 amino acids. NCBI's taxonomy places the organism in Eukaryota, Fungi, Ascomycota, Eurotiomycetes, Eurotiales, Trichocomaceae.
AUGUUUGCUCCAACCUCAGGAGGUCGCUCUCUCCGGAAUCCCCGAAGGCGUCAAAGAACAAGUCUAGACGAAUCCGUUAAACCGCCAAAUCCCAAGCGCCAGAAGUCUACUUUGCGCGAAAAGAAUAUCCAGCGUCCAGCGAACGCAACUGCAGACCUCGAUGUAGAGAGUGAUCAACCUUUAAUCGAUGUUCCUAAGCAAUCUUCCAAGAUUGACGGCAGAGUUGAAGCGGAGCAAACCAUUGCCUUCAGAGGUCCAAAGAAGUUAGAAAAUCUAGCUAGCUUGAAAGAUUCUACUGUUGUCCUGUCUUCCAAUGACUACUACACUGUCACACAGCUCCCUUUGCCUGAACAGCUUCUAGAAGCAAUUACUGUACGAUGUGUAUUCAAUACGAAAAACGGGUUCGCGCUUCUUUUGACCGAAACACGGGCUCUUAUAUGGCCUUAUACGGAGGGUUCUUCUCAAAUAGGGCCUGAGAUUAUCUCAUUGUCAAUGCCGGAUUGGUGCAAGAGUGACGGUGUAGCUUUGAUGGGAACGCUUGUGUCCAACGUGACAUCUACAAUUCCGGGAUUGCUUGUGGUGGCACCAGUCACUGGAAAGUUGAUAUAUUGGGAAAGUGCAUCGAAUGCUACCUUGGUGGGAAUCCCUAAGCAGAAACAAAGUGGCUUACGGGGUGCUAUUCCCGGGCUACUAUCCGGCGAACAGGUCACGGAUGUCAUCAAUGCUGAACCCUCAGGUAUCAUUUUGACUUUUUCAACAGGUAGAGUUGCCCAGGUUACAAUAAGAGAUCCACAAGGAAAACCUGCUUUGUCCAUAAAUUUGCUUCAUCGGGGCCAUUCAAAGUUAACAGCUGGUGGAUUUUUUGACGGCAUCAGGAGUGUUCUGGGGAGCCACUCGUGGCGAAAAGAAAUAGCUGCAGUCAGAACGGGGUCUUCUCUUUUGCGGGGUCAGCGAGAUGUGAUAAUCGCAUAUUGCACAGCCUUACUUGAAAUCUGGGAUUCCCACUGGAAUAACGUUAACACACUUCGUGCUGAGGUGGAUCUACAGGACGAUAUAUACCUUUCGCUGGGGUUAGCAAUUGAAAGCAGAUCUAGUUGUUCCGUUCGAAUAUUAGACUGCAUUGCUAGUCAUGAGGAACAAAAGUCACCUCAUUCCGGCGAAGUACAACAGGAGACUACACUCUUCUUUCUUGCACUUGUAUCUCACGACACAUCAACAAAAACACUUGCUGUUGUGAGGGGCGUAUUUCUUCACGACAAGCUGGAAAUCCGAUCAUCGCAUAAAAUUGACAACCCCGAUAUCACCAAUGAAAUUGACAGACACAGACCGAAGUUACAUAUAACAAAACCUUGGAACACGGCAUUCAUUGUCAUGGAACAGAGGGUAUGGAUUAUUUCGCUGGCAUCGAUUGAACCUACACCUUCUGCGCAACUGUUGGAAAGUAGCACUCCCAGGCCAUUCCAGGAUAGAGUUCAAUUUCAAACCGGUGACAAAUACGAGAUAAUUGGAACUGGGUCACAUGUAGAGGAAGGCUCCCAAUCCGAAAUCCCAACGUGCGUUGUUAUGUUGAGGGAGUUUGGGUUGAUACGGAUAUCAGCUUUGUCUUCCCAACUAGAAACCGAUGACGGUGCGCGUGUCACCGCUAAGCAGAAGAUUGAACAAGCCGUAUUUUUUGGUACUAUGUCGAAUACACCGUUGAGUUUCAUUGAGGAUGGUGGGCCAGCCUUCUCUGUUCAGGAAAUUGAGGACGCGGCAUUAGAAAUAUGCAAGGAUAUUCUUCGGUCAGACACCAAAUUCAUCCCUCACGCCAAUAUAUCACUCGACCACAAUCUGCGUCUGCGCUCAAAGGCGUUGGGCGAUUUGGCCGCAGAACUACUUCGACGCAGGGUGCCGUUAUCGAGGCAGAUUCGAUGGAAGCUGUUGUCGGCUGGUGAGAAAUUGGCUUCUCAGAGAUCCAUUUGGAAGUUAGAAGAAGAGUUUCGCAAGAAAUAUAACUCGCAGACUUUCUUGGCGCGCGCCAUCGGCCUCAUGAAUGAAAAAUUCAGAACAAAACAUGGUUCAAUUGGAUCUCAUCAGAGCGACCAUGUGCGUCAAUGGUUUUUCCACGAUACUUUUCGAAUGCAACACAUCAUUCCCUGGAUAUUCAAUACUAUACGAGGGUCAAAAGGCUCUACUGGACGAUCCGGUACUGCCUUUAUUGCUCAAAUAUACCAAGCAAGCGAGCUCUCCCUUGCAGUAUUAGAGAGCGCGUUUCGCUUCAGGGAAGAUCAUGCAUUGCAAUAUGGCCUUGGAGAAGAAUUGUUUGAAAACGGAGUGCUAGUAUCUGCUUACAACAAUCUUCCCGAGUUCUGGACAUCGGAGAGCAUGGUCUACAGUGAAACCAUGAGCAUGCUUGAUUUGGAGCUUGAGAGUUCUAGGUCCUCGAUGCAACAGCCAUCGUCAAGUGUCGAGAAUGCAGAUUCUCUCAUGCUGGAUAAAAUUGCACAGAAUAGUUGCCGCAGGCUUCGUGUCUUAAAUAUGAUGCUAAAUGAAAGAUCCCGAUGGUUAUCAGUGCAAAAUGACCCAAAAAUUAGAGAAGAGGGCAUUUCCCUGAAGGAAGAUAACCAGAAAAAAAGAAAGUGGCAACUCUUUAAAAUGGCUGGGAUUGGUCAACUUGAAGGGGCGAUUUCCUUAGCUGAGGAAUUACGUGACAUGGAUGCGUUAGUAGAACUGAUGGUAGAGCUUCAAGAUCAAAUCAAGAGUCAUAAGGAUUCUCUUGAGAAUGGAUCGAAAGGCUUGUCUCUGACUGUCAAGGAUAUAUCCGGUUUUACACAAAAGAUAGCUGACUAUUUCGAAAACUUUGGGGAGCAAUGGGCUGAUGCUUUCUUUUCACGACAAAUCAGAGUUGGUCAAUCCGGGGUCUUGUUAUCGAUGAAAGACUAUCAGCCUUACGUCACUCGAUUCUUAAGGAAAUAUCCAUCCUAUGGUCGACUAGCUUGGAUUAAUGAAAUUGUUGGGGAAGAGGAUUAUGAAACUGCCUCGGACGCACUCGAAAAGCUUGCCUUAACACAAGAGCCCAAUUUGUGGAACAAGCGUGUUCAAUUGUCACUCGCCAAAGUAACGAAAUUGGCGUCUUGGGAGAAGGCUGGGAAAUCUGGAAGAAGCCACGGGCAGGCCUGGUUGAAGCGGCUUGACGAUAUCGUGGAGCUCGCCGGGAUCCAGGAGCUUCUCUAUGAACAUAUACUACCUGCAUUGCAUGGUGCCAUUGAUGAAAAGGCAGAGCUUGAGCUCGCAAUGGAGCAUUUCGGGAAUCAAGUCAGUGACCGACCUGCGCUCAAAGAACUCCUCGAAGGGUUGUUGCGGCAGUUAAUAAGCAGAGAAGCACUCAACGCCGACCAACUUAUCAAUCUCAUCACCUUGGUGGAUGAAGUGCGUUUCUUAGAAGGGGAAGAGAGCGCAGCUUUGGGGCGUGAAUUUUAUAUUGCUCUUCGUGUCCUUCGCCUCAGUGACUAUGCAUCGACUGACCCUGUUGGCUAUGACUUUUUGGAGAGAUUGAUAUGGAGAAGGUGCAUUAUCAGAGAUGAUUGGUGCGCAAUUCUAAAAGCAGAACCACGAUUCGACGAUGAGCUGAAGUCGUUACUUCGAGGUACAGCCUUGGUGAAGACCUUGACCGAUUGCAUUGCAGAAGGUAUGUCAAUUUUGCCGGUAGAAUGCGCAGAACUCUACCCCUUAUCCAAGCCAUCAGAGGCCGUCCAAUUCGGAUCUUAUGAACUGGUCCGAAACCGCUUUAAAUCGGAGCAGUGGCCCCAUAUUGAACGAGAUCUCAAUUUAGAGAUAGACACACUAAAGCGACUCAUAGAAGAGGGUCAACUGGCAUUAUGGUUCCCUGAGAUUUUGGGGUUGGCUGAAGAAGACUCCGCUGCAGUCAAUGCAGUCAAUGACCAGGCGGGGCGGCAAUCCAUUAGAGCUAGAUCUACUUGGGUAUAG